Messenger RNA from Fomitopsis serialis, 1057 nucleotides. RefSeq lists its product as uncharacterized. The transcript has 5 exons. NCBI's taxonomy places the organism in Eukaryota, Fungi, Basidiomycota, Agaricomycetes, Polyporales, Fomitopsidaceae. The record is from RefSeq and is a predicted model, not a curated record. Bases 45 to 812 code for a protein of 255 amino acids.
UGCUCACCGACCCCCACCGUACACCACACUCGCAUCCGCCAGCCAUGUCGUACGCCUCAGUCGCUGCUCACAACGCCCCACCCCCCUCUGAACAGCCCCACCCAGACCAGGCUCUCUUCUCCACAGAGCCGCCCUCCGCGGACAACAUCGCGGACGACGCGAUCAAGGUCAACGUCGUGGCCCCAGACUUCCGCUCUAAUCCCGAGACCACCACCUCCAUCUCGGGACCGCCUCCCGUAGCAAGUGGUGCACCCAAGUCUGGGCACCACGGUGCAAAGGGCAAGGGCAAGCGGUACCUCCACGAAGCCGAAGAGGAGGGCUCCUACCUGUAUGUGCGCGCCAGGCAGUACAUCUUCCAACCUGGUGUCGCGGGUGGUCUUCUCGGGCUCGUAAACGUCGGUCUCAUCUCCUUCGCGGGCUACUCCUUCUACACCAAGCCAUCCCUUCGUCGCGACACGCGUGCCAUCGGUUCCGCCGCUGCCGCGACUCUUCUACUCCUCACCGGCGAGGGCUAUGCCGCUGGAAAGUAUCGCGAGACCCCCAGAGGUCAGGAGGAAGAGGCCAAGGCAAAGAAGGAAGGUGCUGCACUGUACCGCUAUGCUAGGGAGCACAUUCUCCGUCCUGGCGUUCUAGGUGGCCUUGUCGGUGUUGUCAACGCGGGUGUCUUGGGUGCGAUCGGAUAUUACGCAUACACUGAGUGGGACCGCCCUCGCUGGGAUAAACGUCUCGUGUCCGCCGUCUCUGUCGGCCUGUUGACGCUCUGGUCCGGUGAAGGCUACCUGGCCGAGCGGUACCGGGAGACCAAGCAUUAAUGACACGACCGCAAGUGCGCUGUUGCGGAAAAUGACCCUUCAGAAUGAGAUUCAGCGAAUGUGGCACACACGUCCACCCCUCCUUCACAUGACCCUGUAUGAUAUCCUCAGUAUAGUACAUGUACACCUUCGGAAACGUAUCUUCUUGCAUCUCAUGCUUGCAUUCCUCGCUGGGGGAUUGGUGGGACACGGUGUAUCGAUAAGUGUGGACGAACCAAUACCAGUGAGUAGAUUCGCCGUAGCGG